Messenger RNA from Pungitius pungitius (ninespine stickleback), 3099 nucleotides. Its product is annotated as eukaryotic translation initiation factor 5A-1-like. NCBI's taxonomy places the organism in Eukaryota, Metazoa, Chordata, Actinopteri, Perciformes, Gasterosteidae. Gene Ontology annotation, biological process: positive regulation of translational termination; translational elongation; positive regulation of translational elongation. Bases 178 to 636 code for a protein of 152 amino acids. Gene Ontology annotation, molecular function: RNA binding; translation elongation factor activity; ribosome binding. The record is from RefSeq and is a predicted model, not a curated record. The transcript has 5 exons.
UCCGUCAUCCAGCUGGUCCCAGGAUCAGUGAGCGAGCUCCUCCCCCUGCACGCGCAUCGUCAUCGCAGCCCGUACCUGCCCUCUCUGCUCCUCCUGCGGUACAAAACCUCUACGCAUGCGAACUGACUGUCCCUUUUUUUGUUAGCAAGACAAAAGGGUGGUGUUCAACCGCACAUCAUGGCAGAUGAGGAUUUUGAAUGUGGGCACUCUGGGGCCUCUUCAACAUUUCCACAGCAGUGCUCUGCUUUAAGGAAGAAUGGCUUCGUCAUGAUCAAAGGACGUCCCUGUAAGAUCAUGGAAAUGAGUACAUCCAAGACGGGCAAACAUGGACAUGCCAAGGUUCAUCUUACUGGACUUGACAUCUUUACCCAGAAGAAGUAUGAAGAUAUCUGCCCAUCUACCCAUAACAUGGAUGUCCCACAUGUCACAAGGAAAGACUACCAGGUUAUAGAUGUUGCAGAUGGUUUUUUGUCCCUGAUGGAUGACGGUGGGACAACCAGAGAGGACCUCAAACUGCCAGAAGGCGACAUUGGAAAAGAAAUCGAGAAGAAGUUUGACAAUGGAGACAAUUUUAUGGUCACUGUGCUGAAAGCUUUAGAUGAAGAAAAUGUUGUUGCCACCAAAGCCCAGAAUUAGUACGUCCAGGACAACGCUGAGGACCUCGCUCUCCUCCCGGUGGCUUUACAGCCACACCGAAGCGCCUGGCCUUCACCCCACAUCUCUACCGGUCCACCCGCUGGUCAACAGAAGUCUGGAAAGUGGACGGAGUCAGCUUCAAUCAUGAAGUUAUCCACCUGCAGCCGUCACUGCUUAAUUUUGCAAUUGCUACUGAUAUUAUUUCAGGAAUACCUAACAUUCCAGCAUUUCAUAACAUUCUUUUUAGAGUAUCGGUAACCUGUGUCUUUCUGUCUGCAUUCCCUUUUAAAGCCCCGUAAUAAUCCCCUUCUCUGAAUGACAUGUGGAGCUUUUGAGUUGGCUGUGAGCAUGUAUCCUGAGGUUUGUUUACAAUUGUAAUGCUGCACCUUGCUUUCCACUUAAAUUCUCCCCUAAAAAAGGAUUUUGUCUCAACUGGUUUACUUGAUACCUCAAACAAGCUCCAGCUCAAUUAACUUUAAACAACUUCAUGGCCAGAAUAUGCCUUUCUGCCUUUGACAAUUAAAACAUAUGCAUGCAAACUUCUAAUUGACAAUUGACUUGUAUACACAUCCCCAAGCAGCUGUGAAUUUAUAUAAAACUUAAAGUACUUUGCAUUUCAACUGUAGCAAGGAACUCUGCUGUUUUGAUGUUGGGGGGGGGGGUUGUUUCACUCAUUUUCUCUUCUAUGCUAAUGAAACAUUUCUUUCACUUGAGGCCUUUAUGUAUAGAAAUUUGUUUUAAAAGACAUGUAAAACUCAACUAUUAGCAAAACCAUAAUGCUUGAGAGGAUUUGCGUACAAUAUUCUUUUAUGACAGUCAAAUCUAGAAGAUAAUACCACUGAGUUCUACGUCUCGUAAGAGGAGACUUGUACAGGGGAACUGAAUACAUUAGUCACCAUUGAGCUGUAUGAUGGGCUGCAGGUGGGGGAAGUAUUAUUAGAAAGUACACUUGGGGAGGUGGGACUUUUUGCUGUGCAAUGGGAUUAUUAAGCAUUAUGUGCAGAGUCCACAGUCUAAAGUGGAUUGUUGCGCAACGUAUUUUUAAUGAAAUAAAGACAUCGCAUUGGGAAUUUGCAAGAAGAUCCAAAUGUGUUCCAUGCAGCACUAACAUGCUGUAGAUCCUGGACUAUGCUGCAUGUCGGUUUUCUCCCCUACCAUAACAAUGAGAACCUUUUUUUCUUCCCUAUUUACACGUUUGUGCCAAUAGUGCAGUGAGGAGGUUGGACUCUAGUACAGUCGUGUGUGUGUGUGUGAGAGAGACCAGUUCCAUUAGAAAACCAUUUAGGGUAAUUGCCAUUGUAGACUUGUUUGUUUUUAUUCUGACUGCCCUCUGGUCCUAGCAAUACUUUUGCGAUUUCAAGCUUCGCUUGUGAUGUUGUGCUUUUGUAAAAAAAAAAAAAAUAUCCCUGAAGUAAAAAACAUCUGAUUUCUCCAACAGAAAUCCCGCCGGCUAAGAAAAGGAGUGAAAUGUAACAUGUUCAAUCUCCAGCUCAAUCAGUGUAAACGUACGGCGGUACACUAGAUGGCAAUGGGUCCUGUUCCGAUGUGAAUGCUGCAGUGACUGCUCAGUCCAUUCUGUGCAGGACCACAUGCAAAUACCGGUGAGAGAUCAUAAGCGCACAAAUCACCUGCAGACUGUUCAUAAAGCACCUUGUUAGUUACAGGAACAAGUGGUCUCAAGCAUGCGGUUGUGUCAGAAAAGCAGAUUUAAGAGGUGCAAAGUGCUCCAAAAGUAUCUAAACCCUAAUAUCCAAUCAGUAGUGCUACUUUAUAAUUGCGUUAUGAUCUUUCUACCCUAAACUAUCCUCCCUCCACCUCGGCAGCCCACAAGUAAGAGAUGACUCUCCCUGAAGCCAUAUAUUCAUGCACCAAUCACCGAGGCCAGAAAGCUCCCACUGGCCUCUUGUUCCUCCUGAGAACACGAUUACACUGUGAGGGACAAGUGCUGCUGCAGCAUCACAGAGUACCACAGAUACAACUGCGAAAUGAUGAGAUUUCCCAGGUCUCCAAAUAAAAAAUGUGUUACUUUAAAGGGUGUCGACGGAAUUUAGUGUUUUUAUUUGGAUUCAUCAUUUCUGGUAUUGGAGACCAUUCCCUGCCCACAACUGACAGUCUGCUUCACAUUUUCGGUUUGAACUAUGUUUUAAUUGUCUUGCAACAAACUGAAUUAUUUGCGGGUAUCGACCACAGUGUAUUCUGUUUAACCGGGAAUAGGUGACAUAGUCCGUCUGGUGUUUAAUGUUCCCUGAGUUUGCUGUGAGGGGUUUCUGGGGUGUUUCUCAACUUCACUUCCUUUGAAUGUUUGAUCCAAACAUUUUGUAAAAAGAAAUUUGACCUUCAGUUUACUCUGGAAAAUAAAGACACGUUGGCUCUGUUCUUACUAAUGUACGGUUGCUUGAUCAAAAUUCAGACUUUCUAUUUUUUUUGUACAGGCUGAAUAAAGAUCAAUCAGAUGUUCCUCGG